GAAGAUUAAUUAAUAGUGAUAAUUAAAUCUUUAUAAAGUAUCAAUAUAAUUUUUUGUUAGAAAUACUUAGAAAAAAUUUCAAGUUACUUUACAAUAAAGCAAGUAGAUAAAGGGUAAAUAAACAAACAUACUUUGUAUAUUAUAUCAAUGAGUCUUGUUGAUAAACUCUUAUAAAAGCCAGAAAGUGCUACAUUUGUAGAUGAAAGAUAGUUUUGGUCAAUAGAAAAAGCUUCAAAUGGUUAAAAAUAUUAUUACAAUAAGAAAACAAAAGAAUCGUAAUGGGAAAAGCCUGAGUGCUUGAAAACUGAAGAAGAAAAGGAAAAUCAGACUGAUUGGAUAGAGUGUACCAAAUAAGAUGGGAGAGUUUUUUAUUAUAAUACUAAGAGUAAAAAAUCUUAAUGGUUAAUUCCUGAAGAGUUAAAGAUUUUAAGAUAGUAGCAAGCAGAAAGACGUAGGAUACGCGAGUAAUAAGGUUUAGGUGAUGAAGAGGAAGAAUAAGAAUUCACAAUUUCUGAUGAGUAAAAAAAGGAAAUAGAUUAAAGAAAUUUCUUAGAAAUGCUAAGAGAACAUAAAGUAAGCAAUUAAAUGAAAUGGGAUUAAGCUUAGAAACUUAUGCAAAAUGAUUAGAGAUGGAUUAAAAUAAAAUAAAUUAGUGAAAAAAAACGUUUGUUUUAAGAUUAUAUUCAAAAGAUUAAAAGAAUUGAAAGACAAGAGUAGUAAAAUAAAUCUGAAAAGGCUAAGGAAGACUUUUUCAAAUUGCUAGAAGAAUAAAAUUUUAAUUCUGAUGCAAAGUUCUAUAAGGUAGUUAGCAGCUUUGCUUAAGACCCAAGAUAUAAAGCUCUAGAUGAAAAAAAUAGGGAGACAUAUUUUUAAGACUUCUUAGAUAGAUUGUUCGAAUAAGAACAAGAAAAUAUGAAAGAUGAAAAAAAAAUUCAUAUUGAUCUCCUUAAAAAAAAGAUUCUUUAGUUAAGUGAUUUAUCAACAUCGUUUAGAUGGUCUGAGUUUUGUUAGAGAUUCAAGGACGAUGAAAGCUUCAAAAAGCUUUCUGAUUUUGAUAAGAUUUAUAUUUUUUCAGAUAUCAUUCAAGAUUUGCAAAAAUCUGAAAACGAUGAAAGACGUAAAAAUAAACGUAGAAAUGAAAGAAUCAAUAGAGAAAAGUUUAGAGAACUUUUGAAAUAAAAAAUUGCAUAUGGAGAGAUCAACCAUAAAACAAAAUGGAAAAACUUUGUUUAAACAAUCAAAGAUGCUCCAGAAUUUUUAAAUAUGCUUGAUCAACCAGGUUCUGCCCCACAUGAAUUGUUUGAAGACUAGUAGGAUUUAUUAAUCGAUAAUCAUAAAGCUAUGAAAGCAGAAAUAAAGCAACAUAUAAAAUAAUCAGGAAUGAAGGUUGUAGCUGAUAUUACUUUUUAAGAAUUUAUUGAAAAAAUGAAACUUUUGAGUGUUUUUGAUACCCUUGAAGAUUACCUGAAGAAUUUCUAUUACCACUAUUUCAUUCAAAAAGCAAAACUCAAGGAAAAAGAAACAUAAAAGAAACAUAAAAAGGCUCAGAGAAAAUAUCUCAAAUUUUUAAAAACUUUGUAAGAAUUGAAUAAAGAUAGCUAAUAUAAAGAUUUUUAAGAAAUUAUAACUAAAGGAUUAGGUGAAGAAAUUAACGCCUAGAUUCCUCUCACUGAAAGAGAAGAAAUUUUUAAAGAAUAUGUAGCUACACUUGAUCCUAACUAUAAAGAUAUUUAUAUAGAACAAGAAACUGUUCCUCAAGAUUUGAAUAAACAAAACUCUUAAUAAAAUAAUAAUUCUAAAGGUAAUAGUUAAAUAUAAACAAAUAGCUCUGCUCUUGCUGCAACUGCUGCUAUACCUCCUAUUGUUCAUAAUCCUCCCUAGAUUUCUAAGAUGGAGCCUUCACCUCAAAAAAAGUAAUAGCUAAACCAUAAAGGAAGUGCUGAUGAAGGAGAAGAAGGUGAAAUACCUUAAAUGGAGAAGAAGCUUAAAAACAAAUCAGAUGAUGAAGAUGGAGAGUAAGAAGAGGGAGAGGAUUCUGAUAGUGGAUAAAAACAUAAAGAUAAAAAGAAAAAGAAAAGCAGUCAUAGACACCGUGAACAUCACUCAUCAAGAAAUAAAAGCAAAAAGAGUCGCUCCCGAUCAAAUUCUCGUUCUCGCUAGGAAAAGAAAAGUAAAAAGAAAGAUAAAAAGAAAAAGAAAUCUCACAAACAUUCAAGAAGUAAUUCAAGCUCUAAUUGA
Messenger RNA from Tetrahymena thermophila SB210, 2238 nucleotides. Its product is annotated as FF domain protein. Gene Ontology annotation, cellular component: U1 snRNP; U2-type prespliceosome. NCBI's taxonomy places the organism in Eukaryota, Ciliophora, Oligohymenophorea, Hymenostomatida, Tetrahymenidae. Gene Ontology annotation, biological process: mRNA cis splicing, via spliceosome. Gene Ontology annotation, molecular function: protein binding; RNA binding. The transcript has 5 exons. The record is from RefSeq and is a predicted model, not a curated record.